CUGUCUCUGUGUGUAUAGACUAUAGAGUAGAAGUUGGAAUGGGUGGAUUGGAGCUAGUCCGGGUCACAUAAGAAUAGACUUGAAUCUAAUCCCAAUAAGUGGAUGUGUUUAUUACCCUAUUGGAUUGGAGCAUAAGAUCGUUAUGAUGGUAAGGAGACUAGUUGGAGAAAAGAAUCUCAAAAUUUCAGGUGAGAUUGCGCAAGUUUGAUGGAAAGCAGUAUGAUAAGCAGUUGAGAGAUGGGGAUCCUAUUCCUGGGUACAUCGUCAUCCGAUUCCGAGGUAGAGAUGGAGGUUUAGGGUUCGUUGAUCGCUACCCUGGUGAGUGGUGACGAUUGGGAUCACAAGUUGAACCAACGCUAGACAAUAUCUUAUCCAAGAGCUCAACUGCACCUUUUAUAGCUCUGUUUAUGGAUCCCAGCUUCUUAUAACUCGUCUCCAUCCGUCCCAGGAUGCCCGUCUAUUCAUCAACCUCCUUCCGUCUUCUUCUUCUUCUUCUUCUUCUUCUUCUUCAACACGAGUACCACCUACCAUCCUUUUCCAGGGUUUGCCUGAUUGCUUUUUUCCCUCGCCAAAAUUAGGGAUCUUGAUAUGAAAAAAUUCCAUCCAAUUUAAGAAUUACAAGGAAUGUUACAAAGCAUUGAAAAAAUUGUCAAAUCUGUAAUGGAGGAAUUAGGACCAGGUUACAACGAAUCACCUAGCACUCGGCCUCUCAGUCUCAGGAACCGACUGUCAAUGCUUAAUAAGGAAUUGAGCACUAUGAAACUUGUACUGGAGGAAUUUACCACUAGUAGUAGUAGUAGUAGUAGUAGUAGUAGUAUUGAUAGAGAUGAGGGUUCAAAGGCUCUGGAGAUCCGAGUGGCAAUGCUUGAAAACUACUUCGUAUUAAAGAUGCCAUGGCGAGUACAGAAAAGAAAAAGAAAAAGAAACAGAAACAGAAAAUAAAGGAAUCUGCUCUUGGCUACAACAAAUCACCUAUGAGUCCGGCUCUCAAGCGUUGCAAACCCUUGACAAGGGAUUCAACACUUGUAAUGGAGGAUUGUCCAUUACUGAUGACGCGUCGUUAGUCCGCCGUUAGUCCUCCUACCCCUAUUUUAAUACUUAUUUCACCAAAUACCCUUAUUAUGAAACAUAAUUCACCAAAUAUCCAUAACUUAAAACUACCAAUAUUAAUACUCAAUGGCUAGGUUUUGUGUUUGAAAAUUAGUCGUUACUUAUUGUUUUCUUAUAAAUACUAUUUUCUUUUCUGACUAGUAACAUAUAACAAGACAAGUGCUUAAAAUUGUUAUUUUCUUUUUUAACCCACCAUGUUUCAUUGGCUAGUCAAAUCACCUUUCACAACCCAACAAAAAUCAAUUUACCCCCUCCGAAAAUACAGCAGAAGAAGAAAAAAACAAACAACAAUCGCAACUGAAAACUUCACUUCACUCCUCAUCUUCUCUAUCCGACUUGCGAGCCGAGCGAUUAAUGCAUUCAAGGGUUUCACGACUAGCCGGCGCCGCGUAUUUUCGGUGGUUGUCCACCGUUUCCACGGUGGCGCCGGCAGAAGCAGAGGAAAUCUUCAGUGAAGCAUGGAAGAAAGUGGUACCCCACGUAGACCCACCUAAAACUCCUCUCUCAUUUAUCCAACAUCGACCUCCAAUACCGACUUCAAUACCUUCCAAACUCACCCUUAAUUUCCAUCUUCCCUACAUUUCCCACCUUUCCAACAAAGAGGUUGAUAUGGUGAUAGUGCCAGCAACAACUGGGCAGAUGGGUGUUCUUCCGGGGCAUACAGCAACCAUGACAGAGUUGAAGCCGGGCAUUCUCUCAAUUCAGCAAGGCAACGAAACAACAAAGUAUUUUGUCAGUGGUGGCUUUGCUUUCAUCCAUUCAAACUCUGUUGCAGACAUAAUCACAGUUGAGGCUGUUACUAUUGAUAAAAUUGAUCCAAACAUGGUUAAAAUAAAGCUUGCUGAAUAUUCACUGAAAUUGAAUACAGCCACAACAGAUUAUGAGAAAGCUGAAGCGCAAAUUGGAGUAGAUGUUCACAACGCCUUACAGUCUGCUCUCGCGGCCUAAUAUUUGCAUUAUCCUUUCCUGAAACAUUUGACUGUCCAGUCUUCCUCAAUGUACAUGUGUCUAAGUGUAUUGAAAUUACAACUCUUUACCGAUCUCUUUGGCCAUAAGUUAGAACGAACAUUGGUGCCAGUUUCUUGUGUUAUUAUCAUGGCAAAUGAAUCUGUGAAAGAAAGUAGUUGGUAGUGUU
Molecule: messenger RNA, 2245 nt
Organism: Spinacia oleracea (spinach)
Lineage: Eukaryota; Viridiplantae; Streptophyta; Magnoliopsida; Caryophyllales; Amaranthaceae
Product: ATP synthase subunit delta', mitochondrial
Exons: 2
Coding region: 1465-2058 (197 amino acids)
Biological process (GO): proton motive force-driven ATP synthesis
Molecular function (GO): proton-transporting ATP synthase activity, rotational mechanism
Source: RefSeq, a predicted model, not a curated record